Molecule: messenger RNA, 3090 nt
Organism: Lampris incognitus (smalleye Pacific opah)
Lineage: Eukaryota; Metazoa; Chordata; Actinopteri; Lampriformes; Lampridae
Product: tetraspanin-1-like
Exons: 8
Coding region: 72-827 (251 amino acids)
Cellular component (GO): membrane
Source: RefSeq, a predicted model, not a curated record
CACACAGCACAUCACAGCAGGUACGUGACCCUCUUCAUAGCAACAGUGAAACCACAGCUACAAAGGUCAAGAUGUGUUGCCCCGGUUUCCUCAAAAUGAUGAUGUUUAUCUUCAAUGGCUGCAUCUUUUUGGCAGGUGCAGCCAUUCUGGGUGUUGGGGUGUGGGUAAAAGUAGACAGCGGUUCUCUGCUGGGGGUCCUUGAAAACCUGGACUCUGUGGGCGGACUAUCUCAGGUGGCCAAUGUGAGCUACCUGCUCAUUGCUGUGGGUGCCGUGCUGCUGAUCAUGGGCUUCCUGGGCUGCUGUGGGGCUAUCAGAGAGAGCAGGUGUAUGCUGCUGAUGUUCUUCAUCAUUGUGCUGAUCAUCUUCCUCGUCGAGGUUGCUGGAGCCGUGGUGGUACUAGUCUUUGAUUCACUGGCUUCUGAGCUCCUUCUGGGUUUGGAAAAUGAGGUUAGAGAGAACAUCAGAGUGAAGUACGGAGAGGAUGAAAACCUGACGUCGCUCUGGAAUGCUACCAUGGAGGAGUUUGAGUGCUGUGGAUACAGGAACUACACAGACUUUGACGGGUCCCCUUUUAAUAAGCAACAUGGAGGUGACAUUUACCCUACCGCAUGCUGCAAAUCAAGCAGUUCCAUCAAAACAUGCAAUGCAAAUGCAGCAAGCAGCUUACCGAGGGUUGAUGGGUGCUAUGACAAGCUGCUCCAGUUUAUAGAGGACAACGCUGUGAUCAUUGCCGCCGUGGCACUGGGUAUUGCAGUCCUUGAGAUCGCAGCCAUGGCGGUUUCGAUGACGCUCUACAAGCACAUCGGAGACAAAAACUACGCAUGAUGUGUCCGGUUUGUUACAAACCCCGAUAACAGUCACAUGUCAUGGCAGCACUUACACUUUUUGGAACCAGUCAAUACUGCCCGUACUAGACUGGGAAAAUUCACAUUCAGUUUACUUUUCAGCUAUUUAUUGUAAAUAUAAAUCAAAACUUAUGAAAUUGGUUAAGUUUUUCAUAUUCAUGUAUACCAGGAUAUAAGAACCUUUUAUGAACUGUUUUCAGUAAUUAUAUUUUCAGACAGUUCUCAUCAGAUGGAGGCGUGGUGUGUUUAUUGUGCGAUCAGUUAAUGUUUUAGUGAGGGCUGAUCAGCUUAUUUCUUAAUGGCUGAAAACUAGAUACAUGUAAAAUGUGCAUAUUUUUGUAUGAUUGUAUUGAAAUGAAAUAAUACCAAACAUAUCUUAACUUUUGCACCUUAAAAACGACAGUGAAAUCUGGGCUUAUUGAGAAUGAACGAUUGUGUGUUGUUGCCUGCUUUGCCACUGUUGAGAGACUGCUGACUGCAGACAACACGGCAGGUCAUGGAAGCGGCCAUGACACCUUCAUAUGUAGGGACCUCAUUCCUGGGGACUGGACACGAGCAUAACUACCACGGGGGACACGCCCCCCCCAAUGUAAAUGACCCUCCAAAAAAUUGUCAUCCAUCGAUACAGUUUCAAGCUCAUGAAACUGCAUUUGCUUUUAUGUGCUUAAUUACACUCUGUGGAGGCAGCACUGAGUCUAAGCGUACCUAGUGGCGUACCACAAAAGAAACAGAAGAAGUGGAUACUCAGUGCGUGCAUAUCUCCUUGUAAAAAGAGAACAGAGGCAAAAGAGUUGGACAGAAAGCUGACUGAUAAUAUCCAGGUUCGAGGUGAGCACCAAGACAUGAUAUUAUUCAAGCAACACUUGCAUACGAAUAUUGUUGGCAGCAUGUCGAACCUUGGGACAGGAAGUCAUCUUCUGUGGGGACAGAAGUGAUGUAAUUUUUUGGGGGGGAGGGGGGAUUUCUAUGAAAGAAGAUGCUGUGUCUACUGCACUUGAAAAUAGAGAAAUUUGUCAAACAUCAAAGGUACAAAAGUAGCAUUUUAUUUGACAUUGUCUAUGGCCUGGUGGGCUAACAUUGGUGAUAGGCACAAUAGCUUCAAAUGUCCAACUGAAAUCUGAAAUCUCCUCACUUUCAGUGUCAUGGGUGAUGAUAUCGAAGUUAUCAUGACUAAUUUCUAUUUUUAAAAAGGAGGUAAAGCAUAAAGUAAAGAGGGCCAUAGUCUUUCACAUGGCUGUAUGGUGUUGUCUGUAUGUCUGUAUGUACUUAAUUUGUCUGAUGUCUUGAGGUUGCCAUUGGGAUGUCUUUGCUCCAGCUGCAUUGAAUGACUACUACCACUGUAGCAAUGUCCAGCACCCUGUUGAGGAUGGAGGCGACUAAUAGGGGGCAUCUCUGUAGGAUGAGCUGCAAGGUGGUGCAGACCCCUUAUAAACUGUUCUUCAUGCGGUCUAAUUCUUGAAAAUUGGUUUUAAUUACCCUUGUCAUGGCCGCUGUCUAUUAUGUUUACCAUGUUCUGUGUCUUUGUUUGGAAAGACAAUGAUGAUCCCCUGUCUUAUAUUGACUUGUGUUGAUUAGAGGGUAAAAGAGUGAUAAUGAUCCUUCUUUUACCUUUUAUCUCGCAGCCUCUUCUCAUUUCAGAAUGAUCUAAAUAUGUAGACUUAUUGAACUUUCUGUCGGUGGGAGGGUCUGACAGUCAACAUAAUCUGUCUCACAUUGCUAAUAUUCCAAUAAAUGAAUUGGAUUUCUUAGACAACAAAUUAGUUUAUAUAGCAUAAGUGGGCAUACACUUUUAAAAAUAUUAGCUGGCAGAGACUGGGUCAAUCCAACGACAAACAAAGGUUCCAUAAAGGAAUCUUCCUCAGUGUUAUCCUUGGAGUAAUACUGGGUCAAAAUAUAUUGAAAAUGUGAAUUUAGUCUGUCGUCUUCGCUCUAUGGAAUCAGAACCUACUUAACGUUUAUCUUAUCACUGUAUGGAUAGUGAACCUUUCUUGACAAAUAUAUAAAAUGAUUCCUGAAAAUCAAACUGGGCCCAGAUGUAUAUUGCUGUAUCCGAUAUAUUUUUGUAUUUUCCAGACCCCUCCAUCCUGGUUAAGAGUAUUUAGUACAUCUGUUAUGUGGAAAUAUUUUCAUAUGCAAAUCUAAAUUUUGGGUAGGAAAAUUCCUGUUUCGUUUUUUUUUUUUUAGUUGGAGUACUAUUUGGAAAUGUAUCACUCGCAUAAAAAAAUAAAUCAGCAAAAACAUUU